CAUUUUUCGUGAAAUUUCUAUGAUUUGUUGAUCAUCUAUAAAAGUUAUAAUCUAAUGUACCGGUGUUUAAUGUUUGACAUUUAAAAAAAUGGCUGUUGCAGUACCGUCGAGAUUUGCUUGUCUUAAAAUUGAAGAUGACGAUUAUCGUCCAAAAACGAAUUCAAACAAACCAACAGUGAUUAAAACUAAAAAAAAUGAAACGAAAAAUACCGUAGUAAAAAAUAAAAAAAAUACCACAAAUAAUAAUAAGCCAAUAAAAAGCACAAAACUGACAGUAAAAACUCCCAAAACAAAUGGUGAAAAUAGUACAAAACCACAAUCUACUGGUAAAAAUGGAAAUAAGAAAAAGAAAGAAUCUGAUCAAUGGGAAAAAUGGAAAGAAAAGGAUAUGCUUUUAGUUGAUGGUACAUACGAAGAAGAUUUACAAAAUGCUAUAAUGUUAUCAAAAUUAGAUUAUGAAGAAAAAAAAGAAUUUUAUCAACAAAAUAAGAAAGAAGAGUCAAAUGAAAAAUCUAAAGAAAUCAAUGGUAAAAAGAAUAAAAAGAAAAAAGCAAUGACCUUAGAACAAUUUAAUUGUAUGGUAGAUCCCGAAGCAAAUCCAGUUGGUGAUAAUUCGACUACGACACCAUCAAUUCCAAAGAAAAUAGAAUUAGAUGAUAAAUUCUUUGAAAAAAUUCACCGCGACGCUAAAGAAGCACUUCAACGGGAACGCCUAAAACAAACAAAAAAACCAAGUGAACCAUACAAUGGGGCUGUAACUAUUGCUCAACUUCAAGCUGAAUUAGAUUUACAAGGGCUUGAAUUGGAUGUUCAACGGGUUGAAAAUGCAACACUACGCAAAGAAUUAGAAGCUGCUCGUGCAGAUAUAAUUAAUGUAAAAACACGAAAUAAAAAAUUAUGCAGUUUACUAGGACAAGGCGAAAUGAAAGAUAAAGCUGAAGUUUUAUUAGAGGUUGAACGGUUAACUCGAGUGCAAAAUGAAUUAACUGCAGAAGUUGAACGUUUACAUGGACUUUUGGAACAAGAACGCUCUAAGGUUGGAGCUUUAACUCAUGAACCUAAACAUAAAGAAAAGAAUAAAAAACAGAAGAAUAUUGGUAAUGGUGAUACAAAAUCCCAAACGAAAUAACUGAAUAAAAAACGUUUUUUUUUUUAAGAAUAACUUCAUACGAUCUUUUUAAAUGAUUUAUAUUACAGAAUUAACAAAUUUUGCACUAAAC
Chrysoperla carnea is the source of this 1220-nucleotide messenger RNA. RefSeq names its product G kinase-anchoring protein 1-like. The record is from RefSeq and is a predicted model, not a curated record. Gene Ontology annotation, biological process: signal transduction. Gene Ontology annotation, cellular component: Golgi apparatus. The transcript is spliced from 5 exons. NCBI's taxonomy places the organism in Eukaryota, Metazoa, Arthropoda, Insecta, Neuroptera, Chrysopidae. Bases 89 to 1129 code for a protein of 346 amino acids.